UUGGUCCUAGUCCCUAACCCCACCUUCGGUGCCGCGUUCAGAUCCCGUGCUGGUCUGGCUCCAGGGCCCAACCACGUCCCCGCAAGAGGAAAGCCAGAACUCUGCCGGCUACCGGAAGCCACGACCACCUCCCUGCCGGCACCCUCACUUCCUGCCGUCUCUUAGGGGCUUCCAAGGCGAGUCAACGAGUCCCUUUCGCCGGAAGCGGAAGUGCGUGUCGGCGGGAUCAUGGCGACUUUUGCGGACUUGCCGGACUCUGUUCUGUUGGAGAUCUUCUCUUACCUCCCGGUUCGGGACAGGAUCCGCAUCUCCAGGGUCUGUCACCGCUGGAAGAGGCUGGUGGACGACCGGUGGCUGUGGCGACAUGUCGACCUGACGCUCUACACGAUGCGGCCUAAAGUCAUGUGGCACCUCCUUCGCCGGUACAUGGCAUCCCGGCUCCAUUCCCUGCGGAUGGGCGGCUACCUGUUCUCGGGCUCUCAGGCUCCCCAGCUGUCCCCCGCCCUGAUGAGGGCCCUGGGCCAGAAGUGCCCCAACCUCAAGCGCCUCUGCCUGCACGUGGCCAACCUGAGCAUGGUGCCCAUCACCAGCCUCCCCUGCACCCUGAGGACCCUGGAGCUGCACAGCUGUGAGAUCUCCAUGGCCUGGCUCCUCAAGGAGCAGGACCCCACCGUGCUGCCCCUGCUCGAGUGCAUCGUGCUGGACCGUGUCCCCGCCUUCCGCGACGAGCACCUGCAGGGCCUGACGCGCUUCCGCGCGCUGCGCUCGCUGGUGCUGGGCGGCACCUACCGGGUGACCGAGACCGGGCUGGAUAUGGGCCUGCAGGAGCUGAGCUACCUGCAGAGGCUGGAGGUGCUGGGCUGCACCCUCUCGGCCGACAGCACCCUCCUGGCCAUCAGCCGCCACCUCCGAGAUGUGCGGAAGAUCCGGCUGACCGUGCGGGGCCUCUCGGCCCCUGGCCUGUCGGUCCUGGAGGGCAUGCCGGCCCUGGAGAGUCUGUGCCUGCUGGGGCCGCUCAUCACCCCAGAAAUGCCUUCCCCGCAUGAAAUCCUCUCCUCCUGCCUCACCAUGCCCAAGCUCAGGGUCCUUGAGCUGCAGGGGCUGGGCUGGGAGGGUCAGGAGGCAGAGAGGAUCCUGUCUAAGGGGCUACCCCACUGUAUGGUCAUUGUCAGGGCCUGCCCCAAAGAGUCCAUGGACUGGUGGAUGUGACUACACCAGCCGAGCCUGAGACCCCUCUCAGCUUUUAUUAAUGAGUCCCAGACCCUCUGAGCAGCACCUUACCAUGGGCAGGUAAUCCGGCUGGAGAGCUAUGAAGGCCACAGGUAGAAAGAACCUAAGCCUUGGCUCCUCCAGAUCAUUAGAAUCAUGGUUUGCCAGCUGUGUGGCCUCUGUGACAUCAGCCAGCCUCUCGGAGGCCCUGUCCUCACCUCCAGAAAUGAGGAAGACCAUAGCUACCUCUCGGUUAUGUUGCAAAGCCUUACUCUUUACCAGCCCUGAGGCCCGAGAAGGUCCUGGAUGAAGAGCCAUUCUCAGGAACAGGACAGAUGUGGAAGGGUGGGUUAGGAGUUAGGGAGACCUGAGGGGUCAAGGCCCCUUAGGAAGCCUGGAAGGGCUGUCAACGCAUGUGCACCAGCACACUGACACAUCAUUGACACGCCGACACACCACUGACACGCCGACACACCACUGAUAGUCCUACAUGCACGCAGGAGACACGGAGAGAAGGGCAGAUACAACUCAUGCUUUGAUGUUCGAAAUGUUAAUAAAGUUUCUAAGUUGUCCUUUCAGUAUUUUGUAUUCUGUAUUUUCCAAGUUUUGCGCAAUAUAUAUUAUUUUGCUAUUAAAGAAAGAUAAUCACGUUUUUCAAAAAAGCAUUUGGUUUAUUCAUUCAACAAAUGUGCCUUCAGCCUCCGCUCUCUUGCAAGCAUGGUUCUAGGCACUGGGACCACAGCAGUGAACAAAACAGACAAGGAAGAAGACAGGAUGAUGAACAGGUGAACACACGCAUGGAACGGUUUCAGAGACUCUGAGACAAUAAACCAGGGCCACAUGAUGGGGGCACACGUGUUUGGUUGAGUGGGCAGGGUGGGCCUCUCUGAGCCCAGAGCUGAGAGGUGAGGAACCAGCGCCGGGAAGCGCUGGGGAAGACAGAAAAGGCAAAGACUUGAGAUGGGAGUGAGCUUGGCAAUUUCCGGGGAUGGGAAGAAGGUCCAAGUGGCCGAGGGAACGGGGGGUGAGCAAUCAAGAGUGAAGUCAGAGAUGAUGGGGAGAGGUUAGAAGGGCCUCACAGGUGGCUUUGGUUUUAGGGGUUCAAAAGGUAGCAACUCCUUUUCCUGCCCUUUGAGUCUGAACCACUUGAAAGAUGCAGGUGGCAGACUGAUAGUGAUCCUAAGUAACUUGGGAUCACUGCCCAUGAAAUG
Molecule: messenger RNA, 2420 nt
Organism: Globicephala melas (long-finned pilot whale)
Lineage: Eukaryota; Metazoa; Chordata; Mammalia; Artiodactyla; Delphinidae
Gene: FBXL12
Product: F-box and leucine rich repeat protein 12
Biological process (GO): SCF-dependent proteasomal ubiquitin-dependent protein catabolic process
Cellular component (GO): SCF ubiquitin ligase complex
Molecular function (GO): protein binding
Source: RefSeq, a predicted model, not a curated record